UGAUCAUCACAGAGUCGUCACGUCACGGAUCCGCAGCGACAGAUAAAGAUGCUGAGGUGACAGGCAGAAGGAGAAAACGGACGAUCACACUCAGACAUAUUUCACUCUCCCCAUCCGCUCCUUUAUUUCCAGCCACCGACACCACCACCACCUCCGCCUAUGGACGGUUCGCUCGCUAUGGGAUUCCGCUCGAUGUCGUCCCCGCCGCCCCCAAACCAAAAGGAUUUUUUGUAACCACACCCGGCUCUUCUUUGGAACAAGGGUUGGCAGCUCAGACCCGGGGGUUCUCCAUCACAUCCCAAAUGCUUGCCCCAGUGUGAGGCUGGUGGUCGAGGGGGAAGCAGUGAGGGCAGCGCCCCUAGAUUUGCCGACGGGAUGAGUGGGGGAGCAGAGCAGACUGACAUCCUAAGCGUGCUCUCCCUGGUCAAGGAACGAUGGAAAGUGGUGAAGAAGAUUGGGGGUGGUGGGUUUGGGGAGAUCUACGAGGCGACGGACCUGAUGACGCGGGUCAGCGUGGCACUGAAGGUGGAGUCGGCCCAGCAGCCCAAACAGGUGCUGAAAAUGGAGGUUGCAGUCCUCAAGAAGCUCCAGGGUAAAGACCAUGUGUGUCGCUUUGUGGGAUGCGGCCGCAACGACCGCUUUAACUACGUGGUGAUGGAGCUUCAGGGUCGAAACCUGGCCGACUUGAGGAGAAGUAUGCCUCGAGGAACGUUCAGCAUCAGCACCACCUUGCGUCUGGGGCGCCAGAUCCUGGAAGCCAUAGAGAGCAUCCACUCUGUUGGUUUCCUGCAUCGUGACAUCAAACCGUCCAAUUUUGCCAUGGGUCGCUUCCCCAGCACCUGUCGUACCUGCUACAUGCUGGACUUUGGUUUAGCUCGCCAGUUCACCAACUCUUGCCAGGAGGUCCGACCUCCCCGUCCGGUGGCAGGGUUUAGGGGAACAGUCCGAUACGCAUCUGUCAAUGCACACAAGAAUAAGGAGAUGGGACGUCACGAUGACCUGUGGUCUCUUUUCUACAUGCUGGUAGAGUUUCUGGUCGGUCAGUUGCCGUGGAGGAAAAUUAAGGAUAAAGAACAUGUGGGGAAGCUGAAGGAGACUUAUGAUCAUCGACUGAUGCUCAAACACCUCCCGGCAGAGUUUGGUGUGUUCUUGGAGCACAUCUCCAGCCUUGACUACUUCACCAAACCUGACUACCAGCUGCUGAUGUCAGUGUUUGACAACAGCAUGAAAACCUAUGCUGUCGUGGAAAAUGACCCCUAUGAUUGGGAGCGGACCACUACAGAUGGCACGCUAACGAUUAGUGCCAGUACCACAACACCUCAACAUCACACUCGCCUCACUCCAGCACACAUGGGUAUGGCGAAUGCGUCCCUGAUCCCUGGUGACCUGCUGAGAGAAAAUACAGAUGAAGUUCUGCAGGAUGAGCAGCUCAGCGACGUGGAGAACAACCCUGCUCCCGAGCGUCUACUGGGCUCUCCCCUCCACCCGCACCGCAACCAAGAGACUGAUGUCUGGGAGGAACUGGAUCGCAACCGUAACCGUAUCAGGACAGCUGUCUGGAAGACAGCAGCAGAGGAGGAACACAGCAACAACCAGGGCAACCAAGGACACCAGAGCCCCUAUGCUGGACCAAGCCUGGGUUCCCCUGUCAAACUGCACUCUGAGGUGGUAGCUUCAGACCGUGAUGGCCCUCUGCUCAGGAAGCUCCGCAACAUCCAUAGCUUUGACCUGGAGAGGAGGCUUGGCCUGGAGUCCAAGCCUAGUCCAGAGCGGUUUGUGGAUGCCUGUUCAGGAAAGCAGCAGCUAGGCAGCCAACAACAGGAGAAGGAAUCUGACGGAGCUGCAAUCAUCCCAGUAACUCAGGCUCAAGCUGUAAUUGCCGGGGAGCGUCCUGAUAGAGUUUGGCACUAUGAUGACGAGUUCCUGUCUGGUGGUGGUUCUCCUAAGCCAGCUUCCCCUGGAUCGUUAGAGCAGGGAGAGGGGGCAGCCAGCAGUGGGGGCUUUGUGGCCCUCAAUUUGAGCUCUGGGAGGCAGGACGUUGACUCAAGGGAGUGGGUAAUGGUGGAGCGGCCCAAUGGUUCCCCAGGAGUCAAGCCUACCACCAGCCCAUCGGAGGAGGAUGAGGAGCCGGAGGUGCUACAACCAGAUGAACAGUCUCCUGGAUGGGAAAAGGGCAGCCGAAGCCCUAACUCUGGCAAAGCUAAACAAGAAAGCAUGGCCUCUUCCAAAGGAAGUGUAAAAAUGGACAAGUUGGAGCUUAGUGUGGGCCCUGCAGGGGUCUUGCCCCCUAUCACUCCAACCAGCCCAGCUGAAGCUCUGGCUGAGGGAGUCCUCACACAGCUCCCUACCUCUCCUCCGUCUCUACCCGAGGAGGUUGCGGUCCGGACAUCCAGCCCCAUUCCUCUGCGCUCUCCCAGCCCUCACACCCUCCUGACCACCUUGUCGGAUCCACUGCACCAACGUCAGCUGCCAGCCAUGAGGCGCAGCCAGUCCGCUGACCAGCAGCAGCAAGAGCGCCCCUCUUCUUCCUCCUCCUGCCACGCCUCCCUACCUCUACCACCAAACCCCACCCCCAGCACCCGCUCACCCAGUCGCAGGAAAUUGCCAGCCAUCCCCGCGGGUGCUGCCAACACCAAGUUUCCCUCAGUCAUUCGCAUCACUCGUGCCCAGCUCCAGCAGUUGACGGCUCAGCGUCCUUCUGGGCUUUCCUCCCAGUCAGGCUCAGACAGUGCUCCACAGUGUCUCCUGUUGGAGAGGCGCGGUGAAGCUAAUGCUGAAGCUCAGCAGGCUCAGGAGCACUCAGUGGAUAUCAGCUCCCCGCAGGACCAUGUGCCCCCCAAUCCAGGGUUGCCAACAGACCCCCUGGCUGAGACACUGGUCAAUGGAGACAGCCACACCAAAGCUCAAAGCCCUGUGCCAAGCCGCAUGUCUUCCCCGCGUUGCCCUCGUUCACCAUGCUCGCCUCCUCCACGCUCACCAUCCUCACCUCGAUCUCCUCGCAGCCCUGUGUUUGCCAAUGGCCGUCUUUCCCCUCCUGUUAACAACCAAAGGGAUUUAAGUAAUGGAAAUUUCCUCAAACUAAAUGACCCUGAGAAUGAUUCUGUCCCCACUCCCUGUGUUACAGAGUCUCAGAUAAAGGGGGAGAAAGGUGAAGAAGUUAACCUGGCCUCAGACCACACCACUAGCCCAGCCUUGUCCUCCCCCCCGGCUGCCCCCCGUAAAGACCCUAGCCGCAGGCAAAGCCGAAUCCCUGUACUGGAGCCCUCCACCUUCCUGGAGCUCCCUCCACCAGGAUCUGCCAAAGAGAAACUCCUACAAAAGAAAGCCAGUCAUCAGGGCCAGGUCCCCUCUCCCACUGCCUCGCCAUCCCUCUCUGAUAGGCGUGGCCCAAUGGUAGCCUCCCUCGCUAGGGAUCCACUGUCCUCCACCUCUGACCGCUCUCAGGAAGAGGACUCCCUUAUGGGCUCCCGUUCUGACCGCCAGGGAGACGAUGCUCCAUCUCUCUCCUCCUCCUCUAGCCCGCAGUCCUGCAAAAGCAGGAUCCCUCGUCCCGUUCAUGCAGCCUCUUCUGCUGCACAACUGGCUGCUCAAUUCAUGCCACGUCCACCCCCUGGAAAGCCACCUUGCCGCCCCACAGUGGAGGGCAGGCAUAGGCGUUACCGCAUUCGAGCUGGCAGCACCAGUGACUCAGAGCUGCUGACAUGUAUUGCUCAGCUGAUGCAUGGCUCCCGUGGCUCCCCCCUUCACCACCGCUCCUCAACCCAGCACGGGGGCUCCAGGAUGGGCAUCUGCAGCCUAACAAGCUCUCCCCACCACCAUCGCAGCUUGAGUGCCUCCCCCCGCAGCUCCUCCUCCCUGCAGCGCUCGGUCAGCUCCUCACCCUCCCGCCACGAGCACCGUGGUGGUGGAGGAGGGGGCUGCUUUGGCCGCAGCCGCUCACCUCCUAGCUUCUCCGGCUCACCACCUCCCCGCCGCUUCUACCCCCACCACCAGGAGACUUGCUGUAGCCGGCAGGCACACACGGGCAUGUUCCACCUGUCUAGAGGAAAAGGUUGCAGCCGAGAGGGCAAAUGCUCCAGCAAGCUGAGUAGAUAGAUCCCCACCAAGCUGAAUUGUCAUAGCAGAGAAUCAGAAGUCCUAAUAGGAUAGACAUUAGUCAGGAUAAAAGCCUGAGUCUUCCUGUAUAAUCCGUAAAAUAAUCUGAACUUUACGUGUCUCACAGGUUCUCAGUGUUCUCUUCGCUCCUUCUGUUUGUGCAUAGGCUUUGUCAUUCAGUAUGUGCCCAGCUUCCAAAUACCACCCUAGUGAUUGUAGUUUUGCACUAAGGCUGCUGGACUUGCGGAAAAUAUAUUAAAAAAAAAAUUAUAAAUCUUUGUGGCAGAAGCCAAGAUAUCAGAAAUUUUUGUCCUCUGAGCUCCAAAAAAAUGCUGCAUUUCCCAAAACUUAGAAGCACCUUUGAUCACCUUGCGAUGGAAGAGCCUCUGAGGACAUUAAAUAUCUGUUCACAAGCUGAAUGACGACGCAUGACUAGCAAACUGAACUUAAAUUGGUGGAGUGCUCCUUUAUAAUAACUUACAAAACAGGGAAUGUUGUGUCAGGGUCUUCUUAUUAUGUUUACUGUUAUGGUGUACAAAUUUAAACAGUACAGCGCUGUAACACCUAAAUCAGAGGUUAGUUGGGCCAGUGGGCAAAUAAAUAAAAGUUUCCUGAUUAUUCAAUUUUGAUCUAUCCUGCACCACCAUAUAUAAUAACUUAUUUAUCCCCAGUAUUAAUGGAUUUGAAUCAUACUAAUGGAAUUUGAAACUGUAAUUAUAGGAUUGGGGUUGACUCAGAUCAGGCAGGGUAUAAUGUUUUCUUUCUGCUAAAUGUGAAUGCAUAACGGCAGAAUUUGUGUACAGUUGUAUUUAUUGAGAUAUUUAUUUUGAUGCUUAGCAAUGCUUACGACUCCUAUCCUCUUGUGUGUGAUCGUUGAAGUGUGGUUUUGUGUUACUUGCAUUGCGUUUAAGUUUUUAAAUGAGGGGGAUUACUCAAAGUGACCCUUUAUACAAUCAGUCAUGUAAAGUGCGCGUGGACGCACACCUUUUUGUGCCUACUGUGUUGCUGAGAGGGAAUCUAAGUGUCACACUGGAUGAAGGAAUUAGAGGUUAGACUUGUAAAGUUUUCGUAGCAGUAGUAAGUUUAAAUGACUCAAGGUGCAUUACUGACGAGCAGCGUUCAGACGCAGGUGUUUGUCUGAGCGUGUGCCUUGGCACUUCGGGCAGCUUGAGGAUUCACUCUGGUGUGUUUGUAAUUAGGAAAAAAAUAAGAGCCAAAAAAAGAAAAAAAAAAGACUUGUGUCAGUGGUUAUAAGACAACCCUUUUCAUUCACUUAUGUAGAAAAGGUAGCAAUACAAAUGUUUGUAAAUCAAACACAAUUUGAGCAGCAGUUUACUUAAGGACAAAGUAGCUAUUAUUUGUAACAGGACAUAUUAGCUGUCCUGUGUAUGUACCAGGCCAGUGUUUGAGAUAAAACUCUGAACAAAUGUGAAUUUCAGACCUCAAAAAAAAAAAAAAUUAAACAUUUUGUCAAAUGUUAUUGAAAAUGGAGGCCAUAUGUACAUAUGUUUCUCACACCAAAAUGAUGCUCCAUGCCUCCACGUGCAAGAAUGUUUUAUUUCUGUUUCUCCUGCACUGGAGAAUGUCUUUUUAUAUAAUGACAUACAGUAUACAGCUUGUGCACAAGGUGAAGAAGCCAGAGUGGUGUUUGUGUUCAGUUUUAGUUAGAAUGCCACACUGAAGCUCUCCUCCAUAACCUCUUCCUCCUCCUCCUCUGCUUGUAAGAUACUGUAAAAUAACAUCGGCUUCCUUUGCAUGCUCAACAAAGACAAAAUCAAAAUCAAUUACAGAGUAAAAAGCUGCAUACAACUUAUCAUUACAUGAUUUUAACGUAGCAGGGAUACCAUCACCUGUUAGGCGAGCAAAUUUAAUUUAUGUCAAUCUCUAUAUCUUCUCUGACUCAUAUUAAAAAUUUUGUUUUCUUACCUGAUGUUAGUUUUCUGCACUUCCUGCGCUGAUCUGGGGUGGUUUUAUCAGUGCAUCUAACUGUCAUGGCAUGCAAAAUAAAAGCAGAAUAGACUUUCAUGCGUUUUAUGGUCUUGCAUUGUAACAACCUGCGAGCUGAAAGACUGAUGGUAGUCAUAGGCUCUCUAAGAAUGGGAAAAAAAACCACAUUGCCAAAUAUUUUGAUAGAUUUUGCAGUUUGAAUUGAGAUGGGAAUGUAAAGAGGAGUGUUGUUUUUUUGUAGCUAUUAAACAUGCUGU
Messenger RNA from Archocentrus centrarchus (flier cichlid), 6299 nucleotides. It is a transcript of the gene ttbk2a, whose product is annotated as tau tubulin kinase 2a. Gene Ontology annotation, molecular function: protein kinase activity; ATP binding. NCBI's taxonomy places the organism in Eukaryota, Metazoa, Chordata, Actinopteri, Cichliformes, Cichlidae. The transcript has 16 exons. The record is from RefSeq and is a predicted model, not a curated record. Gene Ontology annotation, biological process: protein phosphorylation. Bases 376 to 4095 code for a protein of 1239 amino acids.